This is a messenger RNA of Salvia splendens (bonfire salvia), 3631 nucleotides long. RefSeq lists its product as uncharacterized. The record is from RefSeq and is a predicted model, not a curated record. The coding region runs from base 2635 to 3402 and encodes 255 amino acids. Lineage: Eukaryota; Viridiplantae; Streptophyta; Magnoliopsida; Lamiales; Lamiaceae. The transcript is spliced from 7 exons.
UGUUGUGUACUCUACCAUCGAAGAAUUCGUUGAACUUGUAAAAUCUCAUUCCCAACCUUUCUCAAGUUGAAAGACAUUCCUCCAUCUCAUGGACAGGAAGUAGGUCAACCUAUUUUUAUCAAGAAUUCAUUUUGGUGGAAUGAUGGCUGGAUUAUCUGAUCAAUUUGAUAAUCGAAGAGAUAAUCUUCUCGAGCAAUUGCACUUGUCGGAAUGGGCGGCAUUGGAAAAACUACGAACAUCAAGGUAAUAAUUGUGAAUCAACUUCAUUACUACACUCGAUUACUCCUAAUAAGCUGAUAUCUCGGAUUGAAUUACUGAAUUUUUUCGUUACUGAUGCCCUCUGAUAUGAGAUUGAGUAAUUAGACUAAAUGCAUAAAUAAGAAAUAAGGAAUGUGUGUGUGGGUGAUUCAGUUUACGUGCUUUAUUAAACAAGAACUCUACCGUUUGAUUUAUGUGUUUGCAGAUUCAUAUCUAAUUUUGGCCCUAUAUUUAUGUAUUCAUAUAUAACUGAUCACUAUAUGAAUUGUUCUAAAAUUCUCUGUGCCUUUUCUCUUGCUUCUGAUUCUAUGUUCUAAAAUGUGUGUCUUGCAUUUUGGAGAUUUUUUUUGUGAGAGGGCAUCGGAAUUUGAGGGGAUUAACAUACUUGAAUUUUAUUGGCAAUUUCUCUGCAAAACUGUGAACCAUAGAAUAGAAGAAUGAGAAUAUGAAAUUAAAUCUCCGUUUCCGAUUAUGUGUCCCACCUUGACAUUUUUAUAGGUGAAGGUUGACAUUGAGUUGACAUUAUAUUAACAUGUCAACUUCGUUUUUAGCGAGAGGUGUGCGUAUUAUGACGAUGUUGUUUAGUUAAAUAAACAAUCAAUUUUACUCUCUCAAACCUAGGUCUGACAAUCAGACACGGACACACACACAAUUAAUGUGUUUGUGUUAAGCCUGACUGGAUUUGUGUCAUUAGUUAAACUCCAAAAAUUGACUCAUUAUGAACAGAAAAUUUUCGAGUUGGAUUAAUUUCACCAUUUUGGGCCAUCUCCUAAAAUUAGAAUAAACAACUAAACACUACUAAUUGUGUGGAUCUCACAAUCCAUUAAUACUACGUACACUAUCUUUUCUCCUUCUCUCUCUUUUUUACCAACUAAACAUUAAAACCUAUGUUGUUUCAAAUGUGCUAUUUUUAUGGGACGAAGAGAGUAUAAUAUAAUUCAUUCAUUAGUGUUAGGUACCUUAAAGGUUAGUGAAUCCCGAAUCCACUAGUUCCAACUUCUCUAUUUCCCUCACAUUACUUUCUUUCCAUUUUCCUUGUAAUUUGAAAUCGCUGCCGCUCAUCGUUGGAGAGCUGGAGUCCGCUGCUAGGUGCCAUUGUUGUCGCCCGCGUCCUAGUUCUAGUAAGGUUUUUAUCUUCUAAUAAUAUAUGGAGUGGUAAUGAAGUUUUACCAAAAUUGUUAUAAAGAUUUCUACCAAACGAGAUAUAGUAUUAGAUAUUUAGAUGUUGAGUUUGGUCAUUCCAAAUUUGGUGUAAAGUUAUCUUCUAUAUUUUUGAAAUCAUCUUAUAAAUUUUGAAAGUUUUUUAGUUUGGAAAUUAGUUUAUACUUUGCAGAUUUAUUAAGGGCUAAUUGCCUGAAAAUUCAUGAACUUUCACAAAAGUUUGGUUUUUUCGUGAACUAUAAAUGUUGCUUUACAAGUCAUGAACUUUACCCUCGAGUACCGAUUUCCCAUAUCGGUUAUUCUAGCUAAGCAGUGUGUUAAUGUCGAUAUUUACGCUGACGUGGAAGAUGAGUUGGCUGGUGAGUGUUUGGGGACAUGGAAAAUUUUAUUUUAUUUUAAUAAACAAAAGCAUUACACUUAUCCCCCAUCCCCAAAUCCCAAAAUUCACUAUCAAUUGAAACAAAACUCUAUCCUACGAAUUGGCAAAACCCAUCUGCGAUUCUUCUCAAGUGCUCCCAUCUUCUGCGGCGGUUACGGCGACGGUGACGGUGACGAGGGCUACGGAAUCCGAUGACGCCACCGACUCUGGAUGAUGUUUUUGGCCUCUACAUUCACCAUGGGGGACAUUUCAUUUCAAAUGUUGAGGAAUUGAAUAAAAUAGAGAUUGGCACCUCCAAUCAUCGGCGCGCACUUCUUCCAUUUCUCACACCUGCAGUUAUUUAAUUGUAGAAAUGGGAGGGUCAUCAUCGGAACGCUCAACUACACACUCCGAUGACUUACCACCACUUGGUACUUUAGAGUUAUUGGACGAGAACAGUGAAGGAGAACAUUCAACCGGUGAUAGCAUUGAAGGUGGGGCAAGUGCAAGUACUAAUAAUGCAAAAAAAGAUGGAUUUAAGAAGGACGCAAGAGGCUGCAUCUAUGUACAUCUUAGGGAUGGAAAAUUGUGUCCGACCGACUGGUGUAGUGGCCAACAUAUGCAAUAAGUCUUUCAAGCACAUAGUUGACUCGGGAGGAUACAACCAGGCAACGCUUUCAGAAGAAUACAUUGAUCAUUAUUAGAAAGAAUUUCAUGUCAAAUUGUGCAUUUUAUAUUUAUAUCUCAAUUAUCAUAAAUUAUAUAAUACUUUAUUAUUUUGCAGAAAGGUGCAAACUGUGAAGCUUAUGAUCAAAUGCUAUGCAAGAUAGCAGUGCAAAGCUAGAUACGGCGAUUCCAUGGGUUAUAAGAGAAAGUCAAUGAAGAAACCGGCCUACUUCAUGGAUGUCCAGUGGACGACAUACACCGAUGCCUGGAAGCUUCCUGAGAAUAUCAAGGUUUGUGAGAGGUGCUCGACAAAUCGAAGACAGGGGCGGGAGAAGGCCUUUGGAACACAUUGUAAUGGUUGUAUUACAUUUGAAGAGACAGUUGAAAACAUGACCGAGGAAAACAACUGGAUAUUGCCUACAUUUGUAGAUGUCUUUGGUAAGACCUACACGUUCAGAACAAUAGAUUCACAUGGGAUGGUUUCGCAAAACGCCACUCAAUUUAAUGAUGAUAUUAUGAGAAGGGCCGAAGAAUUAAGAGCCGAAGGGAUAGACAAUCCGGAUUUAGAUGCCAUCUUCUUGGAGCUUCAUGGGAAGGUGAAGAAGAGAGAGCAGAUUCCCGGUGCAGGAAGUGUAACAAAAUUAUACUUCCCAUCAGCUACUUCAGCAUAUGCAUCUGGACGUUUGACCGGCGGCGACCCUAGGAAGAUGGACAAGCUCUACGAGCAACAACUUCGAGAAGAGCGGGAGCGUAUGGAAGCCCGGAUGGAAGAGAGAGUUAGAAAGAUAGAAGAAGUGUCGGAGAAGAAAAUGGAAAUGAUGAAGGAACAGAUGCAAGAACACAUUUUAUUUCGCGUAUGGAAGGCUCAGAUAUUACAUAAAGGAGUUGACCAUGUUUCCGAGCACCCGAAAUGUGCUCGGAAAAACUGGAGUAUUGCUUGGAAACGUGCUAGGGAAUAAUUCCGGGAAGCAAAUGGCUAGUACCCUAUGUGCUCGGAAUGUGCUCGGAAAACCUUAUUUUUCCUAGCACUUUGGGGGUUUUCCUAGCAUUUCGGUGCUAGCUAAAUGUGCGUUUUUUUAGUGUCAAUUUAUUGCUCCCUUGACUCGCCCAUUUUAUUUUAUUUAUUUUAUUAUACUAUUAUUUUAUGAACAAACUAAAUCAAUACAUGCCAUAACUAGAUUUGUGUGA